UCAUCUAAGUAUCAUGAAGGAUUCAUACAAGCAGCAGGACUCGACCACAGAUCCUCCAGAGAUGACACAAGUUUUCAAGAAGACCAGUAAAGAUGGAGGGCUGUGCCUCUACCUGGGGAAGAGAGACUACGUGGACCACCUGAUCGACGUGGAGCGAAUCGACGGUGUUGUGAAGCUGGAGAAUAUGGACUUUGGAGACAAGAAAGUGUUCGUGCAGCUGUCCUGUGCGUUCCGUUAUGGGACUGAGGACCUGGAUGUGAUGGGUAUGAGCUUCAGGAAGGACAUCUGGGUGGAGUACCUGCAGCUCUACCCGGAGAGCCACAAGCCGCAGCUGUCCGACAUGCACAGCACGCUGAUGAAGAAGGCCGGCGAGAACGCCUACCCCUUCACCUUCGAGAUUCCCAACAACCUGCCGUGCUCCGUGUCCCUGCAGCCGGGGCCGAGCGACAAGGGGAAGGCCUGUGGCGUCGAUUUCGAGGUGACAACAUACACGGCCAUGGAGAAAUCAAACCCCGACGAGAAGAUCUCCAAGAAGCAGAAAGCUCGCCUCAUCGUCCGUAAGAUCCAGUUCGCUCCCUCUAAGGUUUCCAGCGGACCCAAAGCCGACAUCUGCAAGAGCUUCAUGAUGUCCGACAAACCAGUCCACGUGGAGGCUUCCAUGGAGAAAGAUCUCUACUUCCACGGCGAGAAGAUCCCGAUCAAAAUCAAAAUCAACAACGAGAGCAACAAAACAGUGAAGAAGUUCAACAUAACAGUGGAACAGACCACAGACAUCGUCCUCUACUGCGCAGACAAAUACAUCAAGACUGUCUUCAACCAGGAGUUUGCAGAGACGGUGGAGCCCAGCAGCACCUACGAGAACACGCUGACCAUCUGCCCCCUGCUGUCCGACAACAAGGAGAAGAGGGGGCUGGCGCUGGACGGACGGCUGAAGGACGAGGACACCAACCUGGCCUCCACCACCCUCCUGCAGCAGAGUCUUGAAAAAGACAUGCUGGGAAUCCUGGUGUCCUACAAGAUCAAGAUCAACCUGAUGGUGGCGGGAGGAGGGUGAGUCCCGUUAUGUGGAGGAUCAGGGGGGGACAGAAGGUCAGGUUCCUCAUCUGAUAGCUGAGAACCUGAACAUUCAUCU
This is a messenger RNA of Centropristis striata (black sea bass), 1132 nucleotides long. RefSeq names its product arrestin-C-like. Gene Ontology annotation, molecular function: G protein-coupled receptor binding. The record is from RefSeq and is a predicted model, not a curated record. The transcript is spliced from 13 exons. The coding region runs from base 14 to 1054 and encodes 346 amino acids. Gene Ontology annotation, biological process: visual perception; G protein-coupled receptor internalization; signal transduction. NCBI's taxonomy places the organism in Eukaryota, Metazoa, Chordata, Actinopteri, Perciformes, Serranidae.